AUGCGCGCCAGCCAUUUCCUCGGUAAACUCAGGUCACAAGAGACAUUCCGGUGGUCGGUCGGUGGUUCGGGAUUGUUAGAAAAUUUCAGUCGUUUAUUUUGGCCAGAAACAAAGUUAUUGAAUAUCAAACUGGCUCAUCAGUUUUGGUUCUCGUUUCCGCCGCCAGGGGCGUCUGGUGGGAGUUCUUCAAGGCAAGCCGAUGAAGAAAAGGCAAAGGAACGGCAGAAAAAUGAGUCCUCUGAUCGGGAGCAGCACCACAAGCAACAGAAGCUCGACGCCGCCAACUGCAAGCGAGAGGCACGGGAAAUAAGGCAGCUCGACAACGAACUGUUGAAUCAACGUAGAGCCCAAGAAAGGGAACGGCAGGCACAGCUAGGUUCGGAACGACAAGCGGCAGCAUUGGCCGCUGCUACUACAGGUGGUCCCGUCGGUGCCACAUCGCCACCACCACCAUCGUCGAACAGUUCGGGCGACAGGGGUUUCCGCCAAACGGAACCAUUCUACGCGGAGAGCAGCAUUACGACGACACCGGGCCGUACGCCACCGACCACUAUAGCCGAGGAAAAAUCCCCCAUACUAGCCGGUGUGAAAACACCGCUGCUCGAAGACACGCCAUUCGCUAGCACGAACCUAACGCUGAUGGAAACGUUGCAAAACAGUACGGCGCCAGUGACACCGAAGGAGGAAGAGCAACGUAAUUCGGUCCUGGCCGGGGCAACUACGAAUAAACCACCGUCAGAAAAGGGAGUUCCAGAGACAUCGCAACUGCAAGACUUUCCCAAAGGUCGCCAGGAUUCAACGGAAAGCGAAAUUUCGACAAUAUACUCUCAGUCACAAUCGGAUGCCUGCCAUAAGAUGAUGUGCCGUGCUCCCAUAGCUUCACUCGAUUGCAUGGAGGAAUUUAGUGGCACGACUGCUCAGCUUGAUUUCGGUCGUUCCACCAGUUUGGGGUCCAAUCCGGCCAUACAGAUACGCAGCAAUGCAACCACUACGCCCGGUUUGCGGUACAAAAAUCUCGGCAAAAGUGGCCUGCGCGUCUCUAAUGUGGGUCUCGGCACCUGGCCCAUUUUCUCGCCGGGCGUAUCCGAGGAACAGGCGGAAGCCAUCCUGCGCCUGGCCGUUGAUAGUGGAAUCAAUUUGUUCGACCUUUCCGAAGCGCAUUCAGGUACACGUGCGGAAAUAGAGCUGGGCAAGAUUAUUCAAAAGGCAGGAUGGAAACGGACCAGCUUCGUCAUAACAACAAAAAUUUAUUGGAGCACAAAAUCCGAAGAGCGAGGAUUAUCGAGAAAACACAUCAUCGAAAGUGUCCAAGCGAGCCUGCAAAGGUUGCAGCUGCCAUACAUCGACGUCAUACUGGUGCACAAGGCGGACUCUAUGUGUCCGAUGGAAGAGAUUGUGCGAGCAAUGAAUUACGUCAUAUCGCAAGGAUGGUCGAUGUACUGGGGAACAGCGCGCUGGUCGCCCGUGGAGAUCAUGGAAGCCUACACAAACUGUCGCCAGUUCAACUGUGUGACACCGAUCGUGGAACAGUCGGAAUACCACAUGUUCUGCCGGGAGAAGGCGGAGCUUUACCUGCCUGAGAUGUACAACAAAAUCGGUGUCGGAUUCAUGGCCUGGGGACCACUGUCCAUGUGCUUGGGCGAUGCACAGAACGGCGAGAAGCUCUGGAUACCGAAGGGAUCGCUGAAAAGCAAAAGCCAAAGCUACUCCUGGAUCGAGGAUGAAGUAAACAAAGAAGAUCCGCAGGACGAAGCGCGCCGGCUGUACGACAAAGCGCGUGACAUUAGCAAUCUUGCGGAAAAGUUGGGCUGCAAUGCGGUACAGCUGUCGAUUGCGUGGUCGCUCAAGCAUGAACCGGUCCAAUGUUUGCUGCUCGGUGCUACCUCUCCGGAACAGCUUCAUCAAAGUCUGCAAGCGCUACAGUUACUGCCACGGCUAUCGACCGGUGUGAUGCUGGAAAUAGAACGCAUCCUUGAAAACAAACCAGUGCGUCCACCGCCGAUAUCUACGCUUGCCCUUCGGUGA
Messenger RNA from Anopheles marshallii, 2025 nucleotides. RefSeq lists its product as uncharacterized. Gene Ontology annotation, biological process: potassium ion transport; regulation of potassium ion transmembrane transport. The transcript has 13 exons. NCBI's taxonomy places the organism in Eukaryota, Metazoa, Arthropoda, Insecta, Diptera, Culicidae. Gene Ontology annotation, cellular component: cytoplasm; voltage-gated potassium channel complex. The record is from RefSeq and is a predicted model, not a curated record. The coding region runs from base 1 to 2025 and encodes 674 amino acids. Gene Ontology annotation, molecular function: potassium channel regulator activity; transmembrane transporter binding; voltage-gated potassium channel activity.